This is a messenger RNA of Dryobates pubescens (Downy woodpecker), 3848 nucleotides long. It is a transcript of the gene DPP4, whose product is annotated as dipeptidyl peptidase 4. Gene Ontology annotation, biological process: proteolysis. Lineage: Eukaryota; Metazoa; Chordata; Aves; Piciformes; Picidae. Gene Ontology annotation, molecular function: serine-type endopeptidase activity; dipeptidyl-peptidase activity. The annotation marks the transcript as partial. The transcript is spliced from 25 exons. The record is from RefSeq and is a predicted model, not a curated record.
GUCUUCGCCUUACAGACUUUUCUGAAGUGGCUGCUGGGGAUCCUGGGCGUCGCCGUCAUCGUCACGAUCAUCGCCGUACCCCUGGCUCUGCUCACCGGCAAAAGUACAUCUGAGCCUGAUUCACGAAGUACAUACACUCUGCAGAAUUACUUGAACAAUGACUAUAACUACAGAACAUACAAUUUGCAAUGGAUUUCAGGAAAUCAGUAUCUUCACAAAACAGCUGAUGGAGACAUCCUACGUGUCAACGCUGACAAUGGAACCUACUCAGUAGUCUUGGCAAAGGCAAUAUUAGAUCAGUACAAGGCAACCACAGCUAUAUUGUCUCCUGACCAAAAGUUUGCACUUCUGCAGUACAAGUAUACAAAGUUGUGGAGACAUUCCUAUACAGCUUCAUAUUUCAUCUAUGAUUUCAAUAGCAGCUCUAUCUUAGAUACCAAACUACUACAUAACGAUACACAAUAUAUAUCCUGGUCACCUGUUGGUCACAAACUGGCAUAUGUUUGGAAUAAUAAUGUGUAUAUGAAAGCUUCACCAACAUCAGAACCUGUGCAAAUCACUGACAAUGGAGAAGAAAAUAAAAUCUUCAAUGGAAUACCAGAUUGGGUUUAUGAAGAGGAAAUGUUUGGCACCCAUUCUGCUCUGUGGUGGUCUCCAAAUGGCAGUUUUGUGGCAUAUGCAACAUUUAAUGAUACAGAAGUUCCUGUUAUAGAGUAUUCAUUUUAUUCUGAGGACACCUUGCAGUAUCCAAAGACCAUUAAAAUCCCAUAUCCCAAGGCAGGAGCUACAAAUCCAACUGUGCGGUUGUUUAUUGUGGAUACUAGAUUGUCUCCUAACUUCAACUCUACUGAGAUUUUUCCACCUGAAGAAAUAAUAUCAGGAGAUCAUUACUUGAGUGUUGUCACAUGGGUGACAGAUGACAGGAUCUGUCUGCAGUGGCUCAGAAGGAUUCAGAACUUUUCAGUCCUCGCAGUUUGUGAUUUUGAAAAUGCUACUGGAAAGUGGUCAUGUCCACAGGAGAAACAGUUUACAGAACAAAGUACAACUGGCUGGAUUGGCAGAUUCCAGCCAUCUGUCCCUCUCUUUGCACCUGACAAUGCUACCUACUACAAAGUAUUCAGCAAUAAAGAAGGUUACAAGCACAUCCAUUACAUAAAUGGCUCACAGGCUCCAAUUCCUAUUACUGCAGGAAGAUGGGAAGUAAUCAGCAUAGCAGCUGUAACCAGUAGCUUUUUAUACUACAUUAGUAAUGAAAAGGAUGGAAAGCCAGGAGGAAGAAAUCUUUAUAAAGUGCUCUUGGAAAGCAGUCCAAAUUCUAUUAAAUGUGUUAGCUGUGAUCUGAAUCAAGAAAGAUGCCAAUAUUAUUCUGUGUCCUUCAGCAAAGACGCACAGUAUUAUCAGCUAGACUGUCGUGGUCCUGGCCUGCCCAUGUCUACUCUGCACAGAAGCAGUGAUGAUCAAGUCCUCAGGUACCUGGAAAAUAAUACUGAACUGGAAAAUGCAUUGAAAGAUAUUCAGAUGCCUUCAAAAAUAAUUGACUUCAUUAGUGUAGCUGGAUACAACCUGUGGUAUCAAAUGAUACUGCCUCCCCAUUUUGAUUCAUCGAAGAAGUACCCUCUGCUCCUUGAUGUGUAUGCAGGACCCUGUAGUCAGAAAGUUGAUAGUACUUUCCAGAUCAACUGGGCUACUUACCUUGCCAGCACUGAGCAGGUUAUUGUGGCUAGCUUCGAUGGCAGAGGAAGUGGAUAUCAAGGGGAUGAAAUUAUGCAUGCAAUAAACCGAAGGCUGGGAACAUAUGAAGUGGAAGAUCAGAUAACAGCAGCCAGAAAGUUUUCUGAAAUGAGCUUUGUUGAUAAGGACAGAAUAGCUAUUUGGGGCUGGUCUUAUGGGGGAUAUGUGACCUCCAUGGUGCUUGGCUCUGGAAGCGGCGUGUUCAAGUGUGGAAUAGCGGUUGCCCCCGUGUCACGUUGGCAAUAUUAUGAUUCAAUAUACACAGAGCGAUACAUGGGCCUUCCCACAGCGAGUGAUAAUCUCAACAACUAUAAUAGUUCAACAGUAAUGGCCAGAGCUGAAAAAUUCAAGGAAGUUGACUAUCUCCUUAUUCAUGGAACAGCAGAUGAUAAUGUUCACUUUCAGCAAGCAGCACAGAUUUCCAAAGCUCUUGUUGAUGCUGAAGUGGAUUUUCAGGCAAUGUGGUACACUGACAAAGACCAUGCCAUCAGCGGUCAAGCACAUAAGCAUAUUUAUACCCAUAUGAGCCACUUCAUAAAGCAGUGUUUCUGGCUGCCCUAGCAUCAGCGUUUUGGUUGUUAGUCAUGGUACCUCUCCAGAAAGUUCUAGUUAAUGUACACUAAGCCACUAUAAACUUUUAUGAAUGGAGAUAAGAUAAGGAUCGGCCCUUGGGAUACCUGUGUACACAACAAAAUGCUAAUCUUCAUAAUGGUUUCUGCUGCCAAGCAACUAUUGCAUCUUUAUUGAUUGUGUUUAAUGAGGUCUUAACAUCAUCAAAAUGUAGGUGUUGCAUGGUACCUGUUUAAACUUUAAACAGAUUUAGCAGAAAUUAGCUUUUGCCUGAUCAGUUAUUAUUUUAGCAACAGUAUCAGGAAUACUGCAAUGUUAAUAUUGUCUAUGCAGAAGGAUACACUUUGUCUGCUGCAGUUCCUUGAGUUAGUCUUUUCUUUGCAAUCUGUAAUCUCUUGGAUUACAGUUGCAGAAGUCUUGCAAGGAAAGCAUGUAAUGAGCUUUCACCAGAGAUUUUCAAUGAUACCUAUUCAAACUAACAGCACUGAAUUUCUUUAUUUCCCAUCAUAGUACUGUGAUUUUUGCUUGCUUUGUUGUUUUUAAAAGGCUGCUACUGUGGGAAUCUGCAAUGGUAAAAGUCUUCUGUGGGAGCUCUAGCAGCUCACCAUUGUUUCUCUGUGGGACAGAAAAUAAUUUUUUCAGAAGUUGUGUAUUUACUGAUGACUGGGAUGUAUAUUUCUUGCACUCAAACAUCAUAACAUUACCAUGCAAACCAGAAGUCACUUACUUAAAGCAAGGGCUGGACUGAAUUGCUAUUUAGCAAACCUGAUUGUCCUUGCAGCCUGCCAAUAAACUGCUUUACCUCGAGCACUCCAGGCAGCCUCCUCCAUCUGAAGGUUAUUUUUCUUAAUUUCACAUAGAUAGAAAAAGUGCAACCCACUUGUACAACAACCUGUGCUGCUUUAAAAUAAUAAAGACACUAAGUCAUGAAAGGAGGUGUAGUCUGUCUAUUGCUCAAGGAAAAAUACUCCUAGAAUUUUACAAAAAUCCAUUAAUUUGGAGAGAGUGAAAGUUCGGCUUUUCUUUAAUGGUAUCAUGGAAUGGAAUGUGACAUGAUUAUCUUAACACUUAGCUUCUUGAUAUUAGAUGCUAGCAUGUGAUUGUGUUUUGUGGGUUAUUAGUCACAUUAGGUGUGGAUAUAAAAGUACACAGACAGAUGGGGAAGGUGGGAGAGAAUGUCAGGAUCCUUUGUGCAGCUUAUCCAUCAAUGAGAAGAAGGGGGCUAAAGUGGAAAAUAAUAUUUUGGUUUCACAAACAACCCCAAAACACCUUGACUCACAAAGUAGGGUUUAUGAAGCAAAUUAGAGAUGGGUAUUGCAGAUAGGAUUUGAGGCUCAAUGUAUGUGAUUCUUUUGACUCAAGGGCAAGAAACAUGAAGUAUGAAGGUAGAUUACAGCAGUGCAGGUAGGUUAUGAAAAAAGAUGGCUCUGAACUGCUGCAUAGCUUGCAUAUGCAAGGACUGAAGUUGUAGGGUUUGUUUAAUCUUAUCACUUGCACCCUCCUAUAGACAAACUAUUUCUGUAAUCAAAAAAAGCUUAUUAACUGGC